Molecule: messenger RNA, 5070 nt
Organism: Anopheles marshallii
Lineage: Eukaryota; Metazoa; Arthropoda; Insecta; Diptera; Culicidae
Exons: 2
Coding region: 1-5070 (1689 amino acids)
Molecular function (GO): protein binding
Source: RefSeq, a predicted model, not a curated record
AUGGACGUUGUAACAAAUAGUGACUGUCCGCUUUCAUCGAUUAUUGAUGGGCCAGUCGAUCAGCAGUGUGUGGCCGAUUUUUUAGAAACAUCGACUAUUGAAACCGCCCUGGAAUUCGAAUCACUUCAAGGUCAAUCACCACUAGUUCGUUGCAUACAAAGCGGUGUGAGUCAUCUUGAUACGGUGCGAUGUAUGCUGAAUAGUGGAUUGUACGAUUGCGAAACAAUUGAUAGCACCGGACGAGCAGCGCUAGCUAGCUUGGCAUUCGAAUGUAGAGAUAAUAAAUUGCACAUUAAACGCAUCUUAGAUGUGGUGACGUAUGUCGAAGAUCAAGACGAAGAACAAAUGUUCCAGAGCAUAGCGACUGCUAUAAUACAUUUGAAUGCUAGGCGGAUUCCCCUACUAGAGCUACGGUUGUAUGUAGGGUGGAAACUAGCGGACUAUGGGUACCGGAAGCUGACGGGCAAUUGGACGGAUGGGAAAACAUUAGACGACUGGAAGAGUUGCAUUCAAGUGAUAAGCGAUUGCUGGAAUGAUAUAAUCAAGCAUAAUUACGCUAGUAACGAUGCCGUGGACGAUCGAUUUAUGCAUCGUUUGCGCAUGAUACACAACCAACUGUAUUUUCUAAAGUUCAAAAAAUUCCUCGAGCACCUGCCGAUAUGGGAGACGGUAUUUUGCGUGGCAAUAUUCAUGAAUACCUAUGACGAACCCAACAAUUAUCGCUUCUAUCGCCUCAUGAUAAGCAAAGGAACUGUGAUUAAAUGCUUGGGGCCGAUUGUUUCUGCGCUGGAACGGGUGAAAGAUGAGCUGGCGAAGAUCGAACCGGAGAUAAGUAGGUUCGUGACAGAUGUGAUGCAUAACGAUAGCAAAUAUGAUGCAUUGUUCGAUGAGAUGGUGGCAGCACUAGAAGCGUCGAAUAUCAAGAAUAAAAAGUACAUGGCGUCCAACUUUCGUGAAAAGCAAGCUAGCGGACAGUGCGCCAAGCACGAGCUGGCCAAAGAGGUGGCGAAGGUGUUCAAGCGUGCGGAAACAAGCUAUUGCGAUACGAAGAUGGUUGAAAUCAGAGCGUUGGAGAGUAGGGACGCGUUGAUUAGCAAGAUAAAAACCCGGCUGGAUCGCGUUGUUCAUCCGGAGAAUGUGUGCAAUCGAUUAAUGGCGGAAAUGCGGCAGAACGUCCCCACCGAUACGAUCGUGGCCAGCAUCAUUGCGGGCGAAACGUUCAAUUUCAACGAUCUGUCGCUAGCUCCCGGCGUAAUGGAAGCGAUCGGGCAAUGCUACAGCCAAAUGAAACCAUUCUAUUCGCUGGUAAAGAUACACAAGUGUAUAUCGAUUUUUGCAAGAGCCGACACAACAAAUAUGAGUCGUUUUACAGCUUGCGCCAAGCGUUUGCUAACCGUUAUCGGAGAGGCAAUCAACAAUACUAAAAACACUCCAAAUAUGCCCGACACCCGCGUGGAGGCAGCAGUGCAACGGAUGCUUAUGUAUCAGUUCAAAACCAUCAACAACUGGCACCGGAACACGUACACGCACGAGCUAUCAAGGGCCAGGCUGGAGGUUAAGGAGGACACGGAGCGGCAACUGUUAAAGCAAAUGCCUCAGCAUUUGGGGCUUAUUGGCUUGAUGCUCGAGCUAUUGCUAAUUGCCAUAGGUGCUGACAUUCGUCACUCCUUCUACGGUAUGCUGUAUCGAUGCGAGACACUAGAAUCGCUGCGCGCACUGCUCAUCUACGUCGGCGAGACGGAUGUUUUGCGUGCGGCGGAAGAAGACUGGUGGGAUGACGUACUGCAGUAUUAUAAACAAGCCGGUGCACUAUUGCAGCAGGUGCGUCAGCAACCAGUUGGGCAGACGUCUCAAUUUGCACAGGUGGAGCGUUCGUUUAACAUGCAACUGUCCAUAAUUGAAGAGCUUAAAGAAAUGGUCGCGAUUGAGGCAGAGUUUAACUACGAGAGUGUACGAAAAACUUGCACCAGCUGUAACAAUUUGGCCACGAUUAAAAGCCUGCUAUCGUGGAAGCUAGAUUCGUACGACCCUACAGACACACUCGAACGAAUGUGCAAUUCGUGGGAUGCCGAUAUUUCGAAUCUGUCGCACAUUGCAUGGGAAAAUCCACAACUGCUGCAGCUGAAUCCGCUAGCCGCAUCGACAACGCUCACGAGACUGCAAAAAGCAUUAUUAUCGGUGGGUCAGUAUAACUAUGCGCACCAUACGCGCAAGCUGAUCGAAACCCUCGGUUGCGUAGAGCUGCACUCGGUGAACGAAACAGAAUGGCAAGAGUUGAACCGGAAGCUGGUUCCCUACUAUCAGAACGUGUUUCAACUGGAUAUAAAGUGGAAAGAGUUGAAAGCGUUUUGCGUGAAACGCGACAACGCAAAACCGUGGAACAGUGCGCGCGAGCAUGAACUACGGCAGCGGGAUCAACAGGAGCUGCAGCAAAUGUUUGACGAACGGCGUAAAACAUUACGGUCGGUUCUCGUGCAGUGCGGAAUACGUACGGUGGGUGAUCUGAUCACCAAGCUUCUAACCAUUCCAUCCGACGCUUUGGCGGCGAUGGAGUACGUGCAGGUGGAGCUGUGCCAAAUGUUGCUCGCCGUGAAGUACUUCGGCGAUAACUUCGAAGCACUCAAACACUCCAUACCGAUGAUACAGGGUAAAAGCUACCGAAACUAUCUGGCACACGACGCCCUGUCGUACGACAUACUGACGUGCAGUGGUGAGGAAAAGUGUGUGAUAAAUGCAUUCAUUUUUGCUCGCACAUCGGUUCGUUUGUUUGCUGAACGUCCAGCGGUGCCGUCGAUGUUCUUCCCGCCUCAGGAGGACACGAAACGGUGGAUAGACCAGCAGCAGGAGCUGCGUGCCGCAUUCGUAUCGGGUGAUGUGAGACGAAUUCAUGCGCUGAUGAUGGCGGGAGCCGAAAUUAGGGGUCUCUAUUACGGGUCGCCGGAUAUUCGCUACCAUCCAACAACGCGCCUUUCGAUAACAAAUUUGGUAGAAUGGUUAGGUCAGGUCAGUCCAAACGUUGUUGCACUGUUGAAACGUUACUUUCCUACCUUUGAAGCGAACUACCGCAACCCACAACGGAGACUUACGAGCGCACUGUACCGGGGAAACCUUGAAGAAGCAUUUGAAAUGAGCAAGUACAACGAACUACCGGAUUUACUCUUAGUCUGGCCCAACCUGCCGCUAGAAAGUUUACGCCAAAGGUGCCAAGGCAGAGGAUGGCAAGCUGUGCUAAAGGAGUUGCUUGACCACGGAAACGAACAGUGCGCCCGGCAGGUGAUAAAGGACUCCGCAAGUGUAAUCGCCACUCAGGCUGACGGUAAUCUGAUGAAUGAACUUCUGCAUCAUGCAAUGUUGCGCGGUAUGUACCAAACCGCAAGCCUUUUGUUGUCGCAAAUGCGCUGUCGUAUGGCCCCGAAGACUGUGGAGCUCGCGAUCGUCGUGCACUGGAACGAUUUUUUCAAACAUGACGCAGUGAAACCUGCACUGGCCGAUGAUAGCAACCUGCAGCUGUUGCUGACUGCCGCGGUGCAGGUGUCCAACUAUGAGGUAAUGGGAUAUUUUUUAAAUCGCGAAACCAGCGGAACCAUCUCGGCGCUGUGGGUAUGCUAUGUGGCAGCGGCUUGCUAUGGAAAUGCUGGUGUUUUGGAAAAUUUGCUCGAACACUACCCGCCAGGAAUGGAUGGCACUUUACUAACCGUUCCACUCUAUCGCGCCACCACAAACAAUUACUGGGACUGUGUGCGUUUGCUAUUGGACAAUAAUGCUGCUGCCGAUGUUAUCUUCCACGACAGAAAUGGCGAUAAGUGUUGCACGUUGCUGAUGCUCAUCCGGCUCGAUAGGAUAGAUCUCAUCCGGUGCAUUAGGAGCAUAAACUGCUCAGCGUUUUGCAGCCCGUCCAUAGACCAUCCGUUUUCCGUAGCGUCGGAUUACGACACCUUAUCGGAGGAAAUGAUCGAAGCAAUCAAAUCAUUAGGGUUCAGCUGUCUCGACACCCCAAAGAUUCUGCAUGCCACGGUUGAAGAAGGGUUCGGACAUCCUCUUUGGAGGGAAAUAUGGGAGCAAAUCGACGGGUUUAUUUCGCAUCCCGGCACAGAGCUCACCGAUCCGGUCAGGCUACUGGCGAAUGUGCUGUACCGUUGGCGAUGGAUCGCAUUCAUUGAAAUGCCUUAUGAUGGCAAAACUGCAUUAGGCUGUGCAGUGGCAGCAGACGAUGAGCUGAAAGUUUUGCACGAAUUGCUAACGCGUGCUCGUUUGAUGCGAACAUUGGCAGGCGAUGGGCUGGUGCUUGGUGAUUUAGCUAUCAGAAAUGGUUCGACGACUGUGUGGUUCGGUGGUAACGACCAAUACCAUGCACAACACUUUACGAGGGGUUGUGAUGAAAUCAUCGCUUUGGUAGGCACACUACGUCAACAAAAACCUGAGCCCCAGUGGCAAGAUUAUCCGAUCGACAUCGGUGAGUUGUCUAUUCUGUUCGCUACACCCGACGGAGCAAAUGGACAUCUUAACACCGGCAGCAAUCUGCAAAUGCGAGACACUACCUCUUUGGUUGAAAAUUUACACGAUUUGCUGACGAUCUCGCAUGCGUUAUUUGCUCAACAGUCCACAGUAUAUGCGACGGUAUCGACGAGCACCCGUACCGUACAUUUCUUGCGAACUGAAGGUUGGUGCUGUGCGUACGAUGUAUUCCCGCUGUGUAGUGCACUAGAUCUGUCCCACACGAUGAAUGCACGAUUAGGGAGAGGAAAUACAGUGCUGUUCAAUGCUAUCAUGUACGAUUGCGAACUUGCAUCCAUAAAACUGCUAGUGGAUAAGGGUGCGAACCCGUUGCUAGCGGACAAUAAUGGAAAUACAGCCAUAGCGGCCGCGAUAGAGCAUAAAAGUGAUCCUGCGUUUGCUCUCUACCUGAUGGAAGCUUGUAUUGCAAAGGAUUUUCGUGAUGCACAUGGAUGUGGUCUGGCGGAAAUGGUGGACGAGUCCGGCCGAAACAGGUUUCUACAUUUGGCAGAUGCCUGCGGUCAUCAAACGGCAGCUCAGUUUCUUCACCGUCUGGAAAGUCGAAUGCACCAAUAG